Molecule: messenger RNA, 3498 nt
Organism: Naegleria fowleri
Lineage: Eukaryota; Heterolobosea; Eutetramitea; Acrasida; Naegleriidae
Exons: 1
Coding region: 1-3498 (1165 amino acids)
Biological process (GO): regulation of DNA-templated transcription
Cellular component (GO): nucleus
Molecular function (GO): zinc ion binding; DNA-binding transcription factor activity, RNA polymerase II-specific
Source: RefSeq, a predicted model, not a curated record
AUGAGAAGCACUCCCAGCUUCUCAAUCCCAAUGAUGCUUCCUUCAGGAGCCACAACAACUUCUCAAACUCCUCCAUCGACGUCCAAUUUAACAUCAUCAUCCUUGCAACAACAAUACCAUCCGUCCUCCGCGCAUCAUUCAUACCCUUUUCCUUCUUCACUUCAGUCUUCGAGGAAUUCUUCCCAAUCUCCAUCUCCAGGAUUACCACCAUCAGCAGGAGUAGGCUUGCAAACAACCUCUUCUCUGCCUAGACCAUCAUCUCUAGAGAGUAGUAAUAACAGGAUGCAACAGCAACAACAUCAUGGGUCAAAUUCUUCCGCAUUUCAUCACCACCAGCAACAACAACAAUACCAUCCGUCCACGAUGCAGCAACAACCACAACGAAAUAAUUCUUCUUUGCAUCCAUCCAUUCAUUUAGUGCCAUCAUCAUCAGCGAACGUACCUCCUCAUCAAUAUCAACCAACUCCACAUCACAGCUUGUAUCACUAUCCACAACAACAAUCAUCAUCCGCUCUAUCCUCAUCACCGAGUAGUAAAAAUCAUUUGAACACCCUUUCGGGAAUGUAUGAUCAGACAUCCUCGUUACCAAACAGCAGAAAUAGUAUACCCUCGUACGAUCAAACAUUAAAUUGGGCUUCCUAUCAACACUGCAUCCCACCUCAUCAUCAACAACAACCCACCACUUUAAACCCAUCUCUCUCUGCAUCUUCAUUGUACUCUAACUCACCAACACAACAUCAUCAGCAUAAUAAUAAUCCUAGCAUGAUGACCUAUCAAGGAACUCUCCGUUCUUCACCGAAUACGAUAGCUAACGCACAAAGUAGUACUACCAACACAGCUCCUCCUUUGCUCAAUAAGACCGUUUCCUCUGUCAACGCAAUGGAAAAUAGUAGCAAGUUUGUGCCAAUAUCGUCACGAAUCAGUGGAGGACAAACAAGACAAUCUUCACCUCGCACAUUGACCCCAACGUUUGAUUCUACCACUGCUACAUCAUCACUCGAUAGAAAAUUUGUCGAAUUUAGUCCUCCACAACAAAAAGCAUCUUCGUAUCAAGAAAUGACUUUCAAUAUGUAUGCACCGAAUGACACAGUAGCAACAACGACACCUAACAACAACAAUAACCUCAUUCAACAACAUAUACCAAAGAAAAAAAAGCUCAAAAUGGAAAACACAAAAUUCGAAAAGGAUAACACCCAACAAUCAAAAAUGGAAUAUUCUUUUAAUCCUCAAGAGUGUAUGGACGACGUUUCAUCUGUACUGGCAUGUAGUGGAGCUAAACUUUUCCCUAUUGCUUGCGUUGCAUGUAGACAGAGGCAUAAACGUUGCAACAGAGUGCUUCCGUCAUGCAGCUCCUGUGCCUCCAAAGGUAUUCCAUGCCAAUACAGAACACCAAGAAAAAAAGGAAGAGCUUUGAAUGCUUCAGAACAAUUUCAACCCUACACUUCCCUAGAUCAAAUCAAAUAUAUACCCCAAAGCUCAGGUGAAAUAGACAUGUCACAAUUUGAUUCUAACAGCAAUUCAGGCUCCUCUUCUCCAAAUAUGAAGGUUUCAUUUGAGAACGUUUCAUCUGGAAUGAAGAAACGCAAGAAAUCUGAUGAAAUAGAUGCAAAGAAAAAAAAGAAAACGAUCAAGGCUGAACAAACUCUCGAAAACGUUCUUUCUGACUCUACUCAACUCAAGCCUGACACAACCCAUAUCUUAAUUUCUCCUAAUAACCAAAACAAUAUUGCACCAACAACAAACGAGCAAAUGCAGCCAAACUUCGAAGCGAGUCAUCCUGUGGCAAAUGUCAUGGCUAUCUCAUCACAACCAACUAUGGUCAUCCAUGACAAUCAAAAUAGCAUGAUUGUGACGGCUUCAAACACUACUAAUGAAAGCCAAAAUAACUCUGGCUAUUUUGUGAAUGGCCAAUCGAUUGACAUAGAAUCUGCAAAAGCCUUACUUAACGCUCUAUCAAAUCCUAACAUGCCCCAAAAUACUCUUUGUCAGUUACUUUCAAUUUUACUCUCUAGCCCUGAUAAGGUUUAUGUCUAUCAAAUUUUGGACACUUUACUGCGAUCAACUGACUCUAACGGAGUAAAAACUUUGGUAAACAAUGCCUAUAGCUUGGAGAAUUACAUGACCACCAACGAAAAUUUAAAUAUCAGUGCAAUUAAGAGGAAAUCUAUCGAUUUCUAUGAUGAAGUAAUUAGCUUGGGCUAUCCUUUAAUAAGUACAGAAAUUAUGGAGGAUGCACUUUUUAGUCCACACUAUAUUAGGGGCCAAUACAGCCCAGAUCAACUUGGUCUUAUUUAUGCCAUCUAUGCAGUAACAUGUCAACGAUUUUGUGAACCUUUGCAAGCUAAACAAGCAUAUCACAGAAGCUUAGUAGAGCUCAAAGAUAUCAAAGAUCGGAACAAUAUUAUAGUAAUUGGAGCUUAUUGUAAUUUAGCUUUGUACUGUGCAGGAACAGGAGAUACUGAUACAGCAUAUCAAUUUAUAACAUCCACUGAUGUUUAUUUAAUUAACAGAAGAAAGGAGAGAUCCGGAAUGGUAUCUAAUGAUGCUGUUUUGAAAUUUAUUGGAGAUGCUGAUGAAAAUUGCCCCUCCAUGUACACAUAUCUUACUGAAGAUGAGUUUAAAGUGGAAAAGUUAAAACUUGUGGCUUGUGUUUCCGGCUUCUUAGGGUCAGGAGUUAUUCCAUCGAUGACAACCGGUUAUUUUUCUCUUAGAGGUUAUACGUUUACAGAAGAAAUUGGUUCUUUCAUUGCAGAGUGUAUUAUUUUGUUUACUGGAAAAAUCUCAAAAUCUGACUUGACGAUUUUGACAAAGCGUCUUGAUCCUAACACUCUUCCAGAAUAUUUAUCAGUUUUGAAAGACAUGGAAACUGCUUAUACUGGCCACGAGCAAAUGCGUAACUAUUCUGAUCUACAAGCAAAAGUGGCCACAGCUUUACUCCUCUGUGUGAGUAAUGGAGUGAGAGCAUGGAUUUUACAUAAGAGUGGCGUUAAAGGACCAUUAAUCGAGGAAUUUGCCAGAAAUAUUACAGUCAGCUCUACUCCAGACUAUUUCUUGUUGUUGCAUGCUGUUAUUGCUCCUUUUGUUGCAAAGGCCACUGAAAUCCAUUACGAAACCAUUGUUGAUGCCGAGAGCGGAUUAAGAUCAAGAGAUGACCUUGUUAACCUAUAUAAUUUAUUGCAGACCUCUUUUUCUAUUCUCGUUGCCAUUACCAAACGCUAUCCAAGAGUUGAAAAACAAUGGGGCAAUCUUUUACUGCAGGUCGCUCUCAAGCUCAAAUCUCUUGGAGGGCCUCCAAACGAGGAUGUUGAUAAGGUUUUGUCUGUGCUCAUGCAACCUUCGGGUACGAUGGCGCAAACCUCAAGCGUUGUUCAGCAACCACCUAAGCAGACCCAACCUAAUAUUUCUUCUUUAGACCUGAGUUCUGCUGUGCAAUUCAAUUUUGAAGAAAGUUUAAGAAACUUUAUUGUGACGAACCAGUUCACUAAAAUAAAUCAAUAG